AUGCAUAUGCCUUAUGGGACGCGAAUGUUGACAAAAAACAAUCAGAAAGCAAAGCUUGUCGCUGAUUACCAAGAUUUAUUAAAAGAAUUAUCAACACAAGACAUAAAGUCUGUGGGUAAUUAUAUCCUAGAAGAUACGAUCGGUGAAGGAACAUAUGGAAAAGUAAAACUAGCAACUCACAAGCUGACUGGUCAAAAAGUCGCCAUAAAAAUAAUACCUAAAAUUCACGCGGAAAAUUUAACUCGCGAAAUACAUCAUCAUCGUUAUUUACAUCAUCCUAAUAUCAUUUCCCUAUUCGAAGUUAUACCCACUGAAAAUAAAAUUUAUAUGGUACUGGAAUAUUGUGAAGGGGGUGAACUAUUUGAUUUUUUAGUUAAUCGAAAACGCCUAAAGGAAAACUUAGCCAGAAAAAUGUUUGGCCAAUUAUGUCGAGCAGUUAAAUACUGUCAUGACAGAAGAGUUGUUCAUAGAGAUCUUAAACUAGAAAACAUUCUUCUGGAUGCUCACAGAAAUAUAAAAUUAGGUGAUUUUGGAUUUACAAGAGAGUAUGAAAGCAAAAAAUUAUUAGAAACGAUUUGCGGUUCAACGGGAUAUUCCGCUCCAGGCAUGUGGUAUAUUUUUUUACGGUCAAUUUCGGGGGCUAAAGACCUUAUAAAGUCAAUAUUACAGCUUGAACCAAAAGAACGACCAACGUUAAAACAGAUUUUACAACAUGCGUGGUUUACGGACGUAAAUGAUGACGAAUCUCUAUCAUCUAUCGAAGAGAAAAAUGAAAAGGAAUCUAUGAAACAAGCAACAAUAAUACAAUCGGGAAAUAAUAAUGACGCGAUUGGUCAUCUUGAACGUCAACGACAAGAAAUUUUUUUGGCAAAGAAAAAACAAGAUACACAAAAUUAUUAUCCAACGGGAUUUAUUCGCAACAAAGGGAAUGAUGUAGCUUCAGUUGCACCUUCUGCAUUUCAAUCACGAUUAACAGGAAUGACAACUGCGAUAAAUAGUUGUUCUACAUCGCGGAAAACUUUUGGUCCUUCAACUUCAAAAUCAUCUCGAAGAUCCUCAAUUGAUAGUAAGACUUUUAAUGAAAAGAUUUUUUUUACGACUCCUGAAGAAAAAGAAUUAUUAGAUAAACUUGAAGGCUUGGGGUUUGAUGUCCAAGCUAUAAAAUCUAGUGUUUUAGAAGGUAAAGUAGACUCUGCUAGUGGAUUUUGGUGGCUUUUAUUAACAAAACUAAGAGAAAAAAGAAAGAUUGAAGGUGCACCAAGCUCAGUAACAAUGGUAGACGUUGCUGUUGGUACUAGCGGUGAUGAAUUAGAAAUUGCAGAUGAUAUUGAGGAAGAACCUGAUAGCAUGGACUCGCCUGUAGAUAGUAACAGGUCAUCUCAGGAAGAUGAUUGUCAUGAAAUAAUAGCUGAAAAUUCUAUGAAAGUUCCGGAAAAGAUGUUACCACCUACACCACCACCGAAAACGUAUCACACAGCUCCAGCUUCGCGUGAAAGACGGAAGUCUUUGAUCCUUUCAGUGCCGGAGGCGGUUGAACCUGUUUUGACAGCAAUUACUGCGACAGCAUCACCCCCUUUGUCACCUAAAAAAUUUUCAUCUUUCACUAGUCCAUUAAGUUCACGGUCAGUAAGUCCUAUACCGCAUAUAUCAGUCACCCCAAUAACAAUACAGCUACCUAAUAAUAAAGAUAAUAGAAAGAAAAGUAUAUUAUCAACGAUAAAGGGGUGGUUGGGUGGAUCUACUCAACAGAACCAUAAAGAUUCGAGUAGUGCCUAUAAAAAAAACAUGUUGAAUUGGACUGAAAGUGGAAUAGUGGUUCCUGCUGAUGUUGCACGUUCACAAAUGCGUAUUAACAAGAGGAAUGAUGGUAAAACACCACUAUCGUAUGAUAGUACUGGCAGUAUCAAUAUUCGAAGAAGGUCGUCUUCUAUAUCACGUGGUGGGUCAAUAAAAGAUAGAAAAAAGAAGAAUCGAAAUUCUUUUCAGGGUAACAAAGGUCGUCGUUCAAGUACUGCACCCUUGACUAUUCCUCCUGUUACGCCUUCUGUUGUUCUUUCUCAUAAUUCUCCAAUCGGUAUGUCACCCAUCCCUGGAACACCACCAGCGGUUAGACAUAAAACCAUGUUUACCAUUAAUCGUAGGAACCCAUUUGCUUAUACAGGAAAUUCAUGGGGACGUAAACAAGUGAAGCGACGAAGUAUAGGAGGAAGUUCAAUUAACAGCAUACAGGAAAAUUUUGAUGCUGAAGUUGGAUCUGGAUCUGGCUCAUCUGAGAAUGCUAAUAAUCAUCAGGAUAAGGACACUUUUGAGACAAGUGCGAUAGAGAACAUUUCUGAUGAUACUGUAAAAAAUGAUACUUUAACUAUAGAUGGACAUAGUAUAAUAUCGAUGUCUAAGCAGAAGAAAAUAGAUUUACAAAAAGUAGAUGAAUCGUCACUUAAAAUACGAGAAGAUGUGACUUCGAGUGAUGACGGUGAGGAAUCUGAUAUAUUUAUUGAUGCUUCAAGUGAAAUUGCAUCUCACCCACGAUCCCGUACGCCAUCACCAUCACCUUUUACUGCUGCAUCCCCAUUAUCCAAUGAUUCACCUAUACUUAAACCCUACGGAACUAUCAUAAAUCCACUUACUUUUCCUUACACCCUAUUCCAUAAUUCCAAUUCUACUUCUAUAAUAUCGCAAAUACCAGUCUCUCCACCUUUAUCCCCAGCCGAUAGCAAUUCUGAAGCUUCACCUACGCUGCCAAGAAAAGGGCACCAACGUCUUAUCUCAUUACCCACUUCACUAACUUCAGGAUCAGGAGGGAAACAGAGGGACGUUUAUAUUCCUCCUAUCGAGAAGUCACAAGCACUUGCACAAUCAGUAAUAGAUUUUAUGUCCACACCACCAGAAUCACCGAAAUUAACGUCACCGACAAUAACGCCUUCUUCAUCGUCAACAGCUCCACAUACGCAUAUAACCAAAUCUUCACAGUUACGUCUAUUGCAUCAUAGCCGUUCACAUUCUUCACCGACUAUUGGAAGCAACAUAGGGAAUAGUAAGGUGGAUGUUACUUCGCGUAAUGAAACUUCCGAAAGAGGUUCUUCGCCCUCGCCACCAAAUGGACUCAAUAAUGCACAGCUGCUGUUUUUACACAACAAUAAUAAUACACCAAAUUCACGACGCGUUUAUACGAGUUCGGGUAGUACCUUAAGCAGUCCAAUGGCACGGAGAAAAAACCUAAACACAACAAAGCCUUCAGUAAUCAUGGAGGAAGAUGAAGAAGAAUCUUGA
Molecule: messenger RNA, 3270 nt
Organism: Cetraspora pellucida
Lineage: Eukaryota; Fungi; Glomeromycota; Glomeromycetes; Diversisporales; Gigasporaceae
Source: the annotation of a GenBank genome assembly